Messenger RNA from Gadus chalcogrammus (walleye pollock), 925 nucleotides. Its product is annotated as G2/M phase-specific E3 ubiquitin-protein ligase-like. Lineage: Eukaryota; Metazoa; Chordata; Actinopteri; Gadiformes; Gadidae. Gene Ontology annotation, molecular function: ubiquitin-protein transferase activity. The record is from RefSeq and is a predicted model, not a curated record. Bases 140 to 925 code for a protein of 261 amino acids. The transcript has 5 exons.
GGGAGCGACCAGAGAGUUCUGUACCCUCCUCAUCGACCAAAUACAGAACUUCUUUAUAUCUGAAGGUCCUGAGGGCAACACAACCCUGGCCCUGAACAGUGUUGCAUUGCAGAAAGGACAGUACAGGCUGGUGGGGAAGAUGAUUGCCCUCUGCCUGGUGCAGGGGCAGGUCUCUCCGAGAUUCCUAUCACAGCGCCUCUACAGACAGGUUUGUAAGCUGUCCCCUCUUCCUGCCACUUUGGAAGAGGUGACAGAUUACAAUUUGAGGACCAAGCUCCAAAAGAUUGCAGAUGCCACACAUGUGGAAGGUGCCAGGGAGGCUAUGGAGGAGGCCACAGACGAGCUCUCCCUCAUGGGCUCCUUCUCCUUUGUGCGGAGCCUCCCGCAUAGGGAUGAGCUGCUGGGGGCAGCCCUCAACUUCCUCACAGAGGGCCGUAUUUUGACUGCUCUCAAUCAAUUCAAAGAAGGGUUGGAGACCUUCGGGAUUCUAGCUCUUUUGAGGAUCCACCAUGAGGAGCUCAAGGGGGUCUUCAUGGACACACCUGAGCCGCUGCUGGCCUCCCGGUUGGAGUCCACAUUCAUGACGUCCUACCUGUCUGAGCCGGGCUCCAAUCGGAGGAGGAAGGAGGCCAGGACCCUUAUAUAUUGGAGGGACUGGCUGAUCGAGGUGGAGGAUGGAGAUACGAGUCUCACCCUGGGGGCGGUUCUGGCGUUUGCCACGGGCCUCAAAAGGAUUCCUGCUGUGGGUUUUCCCAUCGGACCCCAGCUUGAAUUCCUCCAUGAGGAAGAUGGACCGGCCCUUUUCCCCACGGCCAAUACCUGUUCCCUGGUCCUCAGGCUACCGGUGUAUCCGGAGUACAAUCGAUUUAAGGAGGCCAUGGAGGAAGGAAUAACCUCCUGUGGGAGUACCUUUGGCGUGGCCUAA